UGCCAUUUUGAGCAGCAGCAGCAAGAGACCAUAGGAGACCAUGGAUUUUCUUCAUGAGUACCUUGAUGUGGUGUUGGUUCCAAGUGGGCUGCUAAUCAUGUUAUUCUACCACCUCUUCCUUCUGUACACAUACAGAAAAUACCCUGAAUACACAUCCAUGGGAUAUGAAAUCAAUGACAAAAAAGUUUGGGUUGAGAAAAUUUCGAAGGGUGAUAAUGAGGAUAUAGUCAGAAAAAAUGUUAGCAGAGGCCUUGGUGUGAUUGCCUCCAACACAAGUGCAACUAUGUCCUUAGCCACAAUCUCCUUGACUCUCUGCUCUCUCAUUGGAACUUGGAUGGCAAACUCCACAGACAACUUCUUCCCAAGAGAAAUUAUAUAUGGCAACACAAGCCCAUCAAUUAUUUCUAUCAAGUACAUAUGCCUGUUGUCAAGCUUUCUCUUUGCUUUCUCAUUCUUUGUUCAAUCAACCAGGCACUUUGUCCAUUCAAACUACCUACUAAGCACUCCAGAUCUAUCAGAUUUGGAAAAACAGGACAGAGAGAAAAAAGUGGAAAAUGCAGUUCAAAGGGGAAGUGAGUUUUGGUCACUUGGGCUCAGAGCACUGUAUUUUGCUCUCAACUUUCUGCUAUGGUUUUUUGGGCCUAUACCCAUGUUUGUUUCCUCCAUGAUCAUGGUGCUCAUCCUGUGUUGCCAUGACUUGAGGUCAGACACCAAAAAAGACUUGAAGUCAAAGUCAAACAAUCGAAAGGAUGGGUGAGAGAAUCUCUUUGUCAGCUGUGGCUAUAUUUUGUGAAGUGUAUAAUUGAUUUCUUGAGCAACAAGUUUGCAGAAUUGAAUCAGAUUGAUGAAUGCAAUUAUAUA
Messenger RNA from Prunus avium (sweet cherry), 861 nucleotides. RefSeq lists its product as uncharacterized. NCBI's taxonomy places the organism in Eukaryota, Viridiplantae, Streptophyta, Magnoliopsida, Rosales, Rosaceae. The record is from RefSeq and is a predicted model, not a curated record.